UGGGGGGAAUGUCAGGUGUCUAAGCGUUAAGGUAUUUGUGAACAGCAACCCCCCCCCCAUACCCAACACCAACGUGAUUAUUAUUAUUAUUAAUAAUAAUAAUGAUAUGUAGUGUCCCGGUCUCACGGUAUUGUUUUCUUGCUACGACAAAGUAUAAUUGAGAGCAGACUGUAGUAGCAGUUGAGUUUGAAAAUACAACUCGACGGAAAGGAGAUUUUACUGUGAAAAAAUGUGGCUUGGCUUUCUCCGUUCAGAUGACCAAUUACAAGAACCUCAGCUCCUCAAUGCUUAUGGAGAAAUGCCAGUCUCUGAUAUUGUCCACUUGAAAUAUCCGGUUUUUGCUGAAAAUGUCAUUUCCUGCCUUGAUAUGCGAUUCAUCCGGGGUUUACUUGAGACAUGGCUUGGUCCAUCUUUAAUCAUCAUAAAUCCUUACUCAAAUGCCAUAAAAUCUAGCUCGGAGCAAAAUCCGGAUGACAACAGCAGCUGUCGGCUCCUCAGACAUAAAGUAACAGAAGUUCUGCAAGAACUCUUUCAGACGAAACUCCCUCAAACUUUCAUUUUGCGAGGUGAGAGUGGCAGUGGAAAAAGCUACAAUGCCAAACAGAUCCUGUACAGUUUAUUCUCCCAAACUAACCAGGGCUUGUCCCGUUCCAGUUGUUUUACCAAAGUUACAGCAGCACUGACCGUUCUGUGUUCUUUUACCAAUGUCUCCACCAAAUAUAACUCUGAUAGCAGUCGUGUGGGAAUAUUUAUACAGAACUAUGUCUGUGAUUAUUCAGUAUACAAGACCAAGAUCAAUUGUCUCUAUAUUGAUCAUGCUCGUCUAACAUGUGUUGAAGAAGGCUUUAAUAAUUACCACAUUUUCUUUGAGAUGUUGGCAGGCCUUACUGCUGAAGAGAAAAGGAAUUUAUACCUGGAUAAUUAUCAGACAUUCAAAGAAUUCAAUUACCUUUCCACAAGUGAUCCUCCAGCUGAUUUUGACACAUUGAAAAGACAAUUUCAGGAGUGGAAAGACUGUCUCAUCACAUGUGACGUAUCAUUUACCGAUGUCACCAGAGUCUUGUCUGCUGUCCUCUUGAUAGGAAACAUCACAUUUCUUUCCACCAAUUCUCAACAAUUGGAUCUCAAAACUCAGAAUGAACUAAAAUCCGUGGCCACAUUGCUGGGAAUCUCAAGUAUGGUCCUUUAUCAAGGGCUCACCACCAAAACUAUCAACACUCCUGAAGGUUUAAACUUAACUCCUAUAUUGACUACAAUAAAAAUCCAUGAAAACAGAGAUGCCCUUGCUCAGGCUCUGUACGUUCGGACUGUACACAUGAUUGUGAGGAAAGCAAACAGUUUGCUGAGGACACACGGUGCAAAGAAAGGACGAAAUCCAUCAAAUGCAAGUGGAAGCUGUAAAUCUGAUGACCGACUGAGUGCCCAGAAGUCAUUUCACAGUACCACUUCAGAUAAAUCGGUCCCUACAGAAACUGACCGACAAAUACCUCCUCUACUAAAUAUCAUUGAUAUGUUUGGAUUUGAAAACCUCACAGAUAAUAAAUUAGAGCAGCUGGCCAUCAACUUUUGCUCUGAGUUACUGGAAAGUUAUCACAAUUCCCAUGCUUUCAACACAUCCAGGAGUAGCAGCAAAGAUGAAACCAGGAGUAAGUACCCUGAGUUGAUCAAAGACAGAUGUUCAGACAAUCAGUUAGUUGUGGAUCUCAUUUCACACCCGGUUAAUGGUAUAUUUAAACUCCUAAAUGAAUCUGUUAGAGAGAGUAGAAGUCACAUUGGUGUCAUCAUCAACAGAAUUGAAGCUACUCACAGCAGAAACUCCUGCCUCAGUAUAAACAGCUUAUCGUCUGCUACUCAGUUUACUAUCCACCACUAUGCCGGCAGAGUUACGUAUGAUGCUUCAACAUUUAUUGCCAGAAACAAGAACACCAUUUCAGAUGACGUGGUCUGGAUAUUCUCCCAGGAAAACUGCGCAUUUGGUUUUGGAACGCAUUUGUUCUACCAGGAAAUUGGAGAUGCAUCGGUUCCUGGACCCCAGGGGAAAUUGUACAAAAUCCUACCUCGUGCUGGUAUUGGAAGGUUGUCCAAGCACACAAACACGUUAGCAGAAGAUUUUUGUUUAAAACUCAAUGAAAUCAUCAAGAAAAUCUCUAUCACCAAACCCCAUUUUAUUUAUUGCCUAAAGAGCAAUGACAGUUCAUCCUACCUGACAUUUGAAACUGAGGUGAUACGAAGACAACUCCAGAGUUUACAGAUUGUAACAACAGCAAACAUCAUCAAAACAACACCAAUACAUCGAAUCAAAUACAGUUUAUUCAACAAUCUCUACAAGCUUCUACUUCCUAAAAUAUCGACAGCUGCGGAUCAAAGCCAGGAAGAACUCUGCAAGAAUAUUCUUGAACAUCUUAAAGAAAUCAGUCGCAACUUCAAUUUGGAAACCCAAGCGUUCGACUGGAUGUUUCGACAACAUCACUUACUUUUCAGUGAACAAGUACGACAAGAACUGGAAGCAUACAAGCUGCAUAUUCUGUACCAGUCAGCAGUGAUUAUUCAAACGCAAUGGCGAGGAUACCAGUGCCGUAAACGCUGGCCAUUCUUAUUUCAACACUUGCAAGCACUCCAACUUCGGCGCCUUAACUCACUGCCAAAUGAAUACAACCCUGUAUUUGUGACAUCAAGUGUUCCUAAGUUGGACUGGAACACAGUGAAGCAGAUCUGUGCCACAUAUGGCAUCAACCCAAGUGUAACACCACCAGUCCCUCCUGCAAGACAUUACAGUGUAGCUGGCAAUAUGAAGGUGAACUUCCCACAGACACGCAUAGCCACAGAAGUUUUCAAAAUUGGCAAACAUGUUUGGCUUCAAGAAGGCGAUGAUGUAAAGGUCUUGAUGCCUUCCUCAACCAAAGAUGGACAUUUGACGGUACAGUUUCAAGGUGUUACUCAGGACGUCCCACAUCACAUUGUACAACUCCGGACUAUGGGUACAUUAUUAUAAAUCAACUACUUAUACAAGUGGGAGACGUAUGAACCAACAACAGAUAUUGUAUGAGAUUGCUCAAUUCACUAGACACAACAUUCUACUGCCUCAAAUAAAGAUAUGCAAAAUAACAAGGUUGUUGCUGGUAUACUUUCAAUCAAAGUUCUCUACUCAAUAAAAAAGGACCAGGAAUUGAACAACUUCAGAAAGUAACAGAACACAGUAAAGAAAAUGGUAUUUUUUCUUUUAAGUAUAUUUUAAAGUUUUAAUUCAUUCAAUACAAAAUUACACAAGAAAGUUGGUCAGACGUCUUAGAUUUCACUUUUAAUUUUUUAAAAUCUAUUUUGUGCCAAAUAAUGUGGCAUUCAAAGAGUUUUUGGGUGUUGUUAGUAAGACUAGAAACAUUUUUGAAAGACAGAAAAUAGGUUUAAUACAAGUUGUGAAACAUAAGUGAUGAAAACUGCAAUGAGUAACUUUGUGCUGAGUCAGGGUCCCUCUGCAUUGGUUGAAGACAAAAUGAAAUGAUACGAACAAUUAACUAAAUAUACUCUAUUUUG
Messenger RNA from Octopus sinensis (East Asian common octopus), 3531 nucleotides. RefSeq names its product unconventional myosin-VIIa. Gene Ontology annotation, cellular component: cytoplasm; myosin complex; vesicle. Lineage: Eukaryota; Metazoa; Mollusca; Cephalopoda; Octopoda; Octopodidae. Gene Ontology annotation, biological process: vesicle transport along actin filament; actin filament organization. The transcript is spliced from 24 exons. The coding region runs from base 230 to 2992 and encodes 920 amino acids. Gene Ontology annotation, molecular function: ATP binding; actin filament binding; cytoskeletal motor activity. The record is from RefSeq and is a predicted model, not a curated record.